UCUGAUUUGUUUUAUUUUAUUGUUAUUAUUUUUUAUUGUCACUGUAGUUUUAAGUAGGCGGUAACAGUAUCAACUUUGGAUGACACACAUUGUAAUUCUGUCACACUUUUUGUUUUGACAUUGAAAGUUUUGGGCGGGUUUUUCUGGGGGUGGUGUGUUUUGAAGAGUUUUUGAGCUGGGAAUCGUCGACCCCAUCUUGUCUGUGUUUUCUCAAUCUAUUUCACAGACAGGAUCACACACAUUUCAGCAAGAAACAUGACAGAGGACCCGGGUGCUGUGGCUGCUACAACAUCAGACUACAGUGAAUACUAUGACAACAGUAACGAUUAUGGAUCAUCAUGCAAUGAUGGCAACCCCAAGCCCUUCAUUAGGGUUUUCUUUCCCAUCCUGUACAGCACGGCUUUCAUUGUGGGUUUGAUCGGAAACGCUCUGGUCCUGUGGGUCCUGAUCAGAAACCGUCAAAGAUCCAGUCUGACAGACGUGUGUUUCCUCAACCUCGCCCUUUGUGACCUGCUCUUUGUGGCGUCGCUCCCUUUCUGGGCUCACAGUGCUGCGCAGGAGUGGGUUUUUGGCACAUUCGCGUGUCACGCCGUAAGCGGUCUCGUCAUGAUGGGUCUCUACGGCAGCGUCUUCUUCAUGGUGCUCAUGACACUGGAUCGCUACGUCAUCAUGGUCUACAAACGCAGUAUCUGUUCCAGACGCCGUGCAAAAAUAGCUCUGGCCUUAUUUGUGUGGAUGCUCAGCCUGUUUGUGUCCCUCCCUAAUAUUGUUUUUGCUAAAGUGAAAAAUGAGAAUAACAUCAUAACUUGUGGAACUGAAUUUCCUGACAGUUCAGGUUGGACAUUUAUGUACCUGAACGUCCUGAGCUUGAUUCUCCCUCUGAUUAUUGUGAGCUUUUGCUUUUGCCGGAUCAUCAGCAUUAAAUCAGAGGAAAAGCACGGCGUCAUCAGACUCCUCGUGGCUGUGCUGGCCGUUUAUUUCCUCUUCUGGACUCCGUACAACGUCGUCAUGUUCUUCAAGUUCCUGCAGAUGAAGGGCUUUUUUGGUACCUGCGAGUGGCAUGUUGAUCUGAGUUUGGCCAUGCCGUUUGUGGAAGCGAUCGCAUUAAGCCACUGCUGCCUCAAUCCCAUCAUCUACACCUGUGUCGGACAGAAGUUCAGAAGAGCAGUCCUUACAGGCCCAAAAGAGCAGUUUCCAUCAACCUGCUCUCCACAGUCACCUGAUUAUUCCUCCACACUGAUCGCAUAGAGAGAACAUAUUCCUCCAGAAAGAGGCUUCAAUUUUUUCAGUCAGUAUGUUCCCUUUGUAAACAAACAUACAUUGACUUCAAUUGUCUUCAGUGUUGGGGGUAAAGCAUCACAAGCAAUGUGAGUUACGUAAUCUGAUUACUUUUUUAAAGUAACUUCUAAAGUAAUAUGUUACUCUUUAAUUUACAUUAAAAUAUCUGAUUUACUUUUUCAAAUAAGUAACAGUAGUUUCUGUUUUCCCAUGUAUUGACUGACAGCUCUCGUGAGAGAAAUGUUGAGAGAAAUCAGGAGUAAGUGCAGAGGUGUUGUUGUAGGUGUAAAUGUCAACAUGCAUUUACUCAUUUCACUUACAUAAAAACAGAUUUAGUAUUCCUCAAAAUGACCUCAAACUCAGAUUAUGACACAAACCUGCAAUAAUUAAAUGUUAAAAAACAAACAAGCACCUCCAAUACCAGAUGAGAAAAAGUAACACAAUAUGUUUGUUUGUUUGUUUGUUUUGUUCUGGUUAUCUUUGUUGUGUCUUUUGACACUUUUGUUAAUAAUGAAUGUGAAGCAGGAGUUGAAUGCAGAAGUUGAAGCUGUAUAUUGCAUGCAUAUCGCUCAUAUUUUAGAUUUGCAAAUGAUACAAAAAAACGAUUUCAUCAGAAGCUUUAAAUAAACUCACUGUUAGUAUUUGCUUUUAAGACUUUUUAUUAUGUGGCUUAUCAAAUAAUAUUUUUUCUUUACUUAAAUUUCAUUGUCCUAGUGGUAUUAAUUACACUCUCAGAAAAAAAAGGAACAGAAGCUCAGACUAUUUUUACCCCAAAAUGGAGAAUUUUAUUACUUAAAGCGUACAUUUUAGUAUCUUCUGACAGGGCACCACCACAGUAACCACAGUAGCUUUUACCUUUUUUUUUUUGAGUGUGUUUGAUAGAGCUACAGGAAAUUGAUUUAGAUCUGCAAAUUGACAGGAAAAACAUUCACACUUUUUUACAUUACCUCAAAACGAUUGGUAUGUUCAAAAAUCCUUGAGGUUAAAGGAUCUGAGGAUCCUCAAAUGUUCAUUUUAUUUUUCUGUUUAUAUUAUUAAAUUAUUCAUGUAUAAUAAUUUUGAGUCAUUUGUUUUAAUUUUUUGUUUAAAUCAUUUAUGUCCUCAUUUCAUUGAUUUCAAGGUUUAUGGGAUGUUGUUGUGAAACAGUUUUUGUCUGAGCACUGAAACCUAUGCAUCUAAGAUUAUACAAUAAACUCUGCUCCUUUUAUCAUCAUUUUGUCUCCUGCUUCUUCUCUUUUCUCAGUCAACUUCUUGGCUGAUAGAAGACUGUUAAUCGAGUUCUUGGUAUUUUGUGUGCCAGACAAGACGCAAAGGUUUUGGGUAUUAGGCAAUUUUGAUUACUAGUUGCUUACAAAAUGGAUAUUUUCUGGUGUCCGGUGCUGGAUCUUAAUGAUCUGGUGUGAUCUAACAUUUUGCUGUCGUAGUUUUCCCCAUAAGAGCAGAUGACACCAGGUCAGAUGAGACCAUUAUGGAGGGUUCAGAAGUUAAGCUAGAU
Messenger RNA from Labeo rohita (rohu), 2773 nucleotides. RefSeq names its product C-C chemokine receptor type 2-like. Gene Ontology annotation, cellular component: membrane. The record is from RefSeq and is a predicted model, not a curated record. Gene Ontology annotation, biological process: immune response; G protein-coupled receptor signaling pathway; chemotaxis. NCBI's taxonomy places the organism in Eukaryota, Metazoa, Chordata, Actinopteri, Cypriniformes, Cyprinidae. Gene Ontology annotation, molecular function: chemokine receptor activity. The transcript is spliced from 2 exons. The coding region runs from base 256 to 1248 and encodes 330 amino acids.